GGUAGCUAGUAUCCGUCAAAUGUAAUAUUGAUACAAAAGUGAGGUGUAGCGAAAGGCAGACACUAUUCUUACUCAAGUGUUGACGCAGAUUUUUAUAUUUCACUAGUUUUGUGCUGAUGUCGCGACGUAUUCGUAGCAGCCAGGAGUGGGAGGUGCAUGCUUCGACUCUAGCCCGCAAAACUUCCAACCCUAUACGGCGAAUCGUCGAGAAUUUAAACGUCGAACCUAAUCCUGACAAGGAACUCAUUGCUCUUUCGAUAGGUGACCCAACCACGUUCGGAAACCUCAACCCUCCGGACCAAUUAUUGCAAGCUGUUCGGGAAAGCAUUGAAUUGCAUAAAAGUCGAGGCUACGCUCCAUCCAAGGGCCACUAUGAAGCUAGAGUUGCAGUGGCUAAGUACAGUGCUCAUCAAGGCGAAGUUACUCCAGAUGACGUAAUCUUAACCAGCGGUUGCUCCCAUGCAAUUGAAAUGGUAAUCACAGCUAUCGCAGAUAGUGGACAAAAUAUACUUAUUCCUCGACCAGGAUUCUCCAUAUACCAAACGUUGUCCGAAGGCUUUGGGAUAAUAACAAAAUAUUAUAAUUUGUUGCCUAAUGAACAUUGGAAAAUCGAUCUUGAUGAUUUAGAAAGCCAGAUUGAUGAUGACACUGUCGCUAUAGUAAUCAAUAAUCCGUCAAAUCCUUGUGGUUCAGUGUAUGAUAAGGAACAUUUAUAUGAGAUCUUAGACAUAGCCUCCAGGAAUAAAGUGCCCAUUAUAGCUGAUGAGAUAUAUGAGCACUUUGUGUUCUCCAACCGCAAAUUCAUACCUAUAUCUUCUUUAUCCAAAGAUGUUCCAGUACUUACAUGUAGUGGACUUACAAAACGAUUUUUAGUUCCUGGCUGGCGAAUGGGUUGGGUGGUCAUUCAUGACCGAAAUAAUGUCCUGGGGAAGGAAAUGCGACAGGCUUUGUCUAAUUUGUCGAUGAGAAUUCUUGGACCUAGCGCAUUAAUACAGACCGCAUUGCCGGCAAUUCUAGAAUAUACGCCGCAAAGUUUCUUUGACGAAGUCUUGUUGUUUAUCGAGACACAAGCCAAACUCGCCUAUAAAGAAUUGCGGGAUGCACCAGGUUUGCGACCAAUUGAGCCUCAAGGAGCUAUGUAUAUGAUGAUAGAAAUAAAAAUGCUCUUAUUUCCUGAAUUUAAAGAUGAAUGUCAGUUUGUGGAAAGCCUCGUGACUGAACAAUCUGUUUUCUGUUUGCCGGGACAGUGCUUCGAGUAUCCUAACUACAUGCGGAUUGUAUUAACGGUACCAGAAGAUAAACUAAGAGAGGCGUGCCAGAGGAUAGUAAAAUUUUGCAAAGAUCAUGUGAUAGGAGAAAAGAGGAAAGAAAUAGAAAACAAUGAUAUCGCGAACGAUGUAAAAGUUAUAUGUGAUGAUAUAACCAAUGUCCUGUAACUUAUAAAGGAGUUUUAAUGAGUAUAGACAAUUAUAACUAUUUGCAUUAACUAGAGUAUAGAGUAUCAUAUAUCUAGUGGAGUUAUAAUUAAUAUUGCACUCGAUAAUAAUUUAAUUUAGAAAUUGCGAUGUAAACUUUGAAAAUGUUGUCAUUAGAUACACAUUUUGCUUGUAAGUAAAACAUCAUUCUAGAAACCGUUGUUCAAAUCAGACUCUUACAGCAGUCUGUGUGAUAAAAAUAAUAUUGCAUAGUCUACCAAAAAAACUGCAAAAAUGUACUUGUAAAAUGUGCGGUACAGAAUAUAUUUUUACAAUAUAUAGUCUGCUUAGGUACUUAUAAGUUUAAAGACUGUUGAAGAUGUAUGUUCCCCUUUACAUUAAAUUACGUAACUUAACGUGAUUUAACUGCCAGCCCGAUUUGAAAAAUCAUUUGGUAUAAGUAUAACGCCGUCUUGUUAAUUUUUAAGGUGUUUGCGUCAUUGCUGUUGGGAUAUUUAGUUCAUCAACACUUUGUGGGACGUCGUAAUAACACGAAUACGUUUGAAUUGAAACGACUAUUAACUUGAAAAUCAUUCCAAUCACACAGGAAAUAUUAUUGUAAAUAUUCAGAUUAUUGUCAAUAAUAAUAUUACAGGCAGGCAUUUCAAUUUUAUAUAUUAAUUGUAUGUACUAUGUACUUAUAGAUAAGUAUAGGAGAAAACCAUUCUUCGAAUGUUUUAAGAACGCCACUAGGCUUUUUUUAAUUAGUGGUGAAGAUAAAUUGUAUGGUUGUGAUUACAGUUACUAUUGUAGGUUGAUACCUACUUUUACCAUAAUAUUUUCAUCAACUUUUUUGUAUAAAUGAAUGUUUG
Molecule: messenger RNA, 2287 nt
Organism: Pararge aegeria (speckled wood butterfly)
Lineage: Eukaryota; Metazoa; Arthropoda; Insecta; Lepidoptera; Nymphalidae
Gene: Tat
Product: tyrosine aminotransferase
Exons: 5
Coding region: 117-1436 (439 amino acids)
Biological process (GO): biosynthetic process; aromatic amino acid metabolic process
Molecular function (GO): L-tyrosine:2-oxoglutarate transaminase activity; pyridoxal phosphate binding
Source: RefSeq, a predicted model, not a curated record